Messenger RNA from Chenopodium quinoa (quinoa), 923 nucleotides. RefSeq names its product monothiol glutaredoxin-S1-like. The transcript has a single exon. NCBI's taxonomy places the organism in Eukaryota, Viridiplantae, Streptophyta, Magnoliopsida, Caryophyllales, Amaranthaceae. The record is from RefSeq and is a predicted model, not a curated record. Bases 615 to 923 code for a protein of 102 amino acids.
AUUAAAAUUCUAUCUAAAAAAAAAAUUCAUUCAUUUUUCUAUAUGUUCUAUCAACUUGACCAGAUCAUUAAAAAAUGAUGACUGUAAUAAUUUUGAAUAAGCUGUCUUGCAGUUAGUCACUUUCUCAAUGAAUAAAAUCACCCAUUUCUUUAUUUCUUCCUCUCAUUUUCAUAGGAUUGUACUUAGAUUAUAUGUAGCUUGUUAUAAAGAGAUAUGGAAGAGAUUUGAGAAGGUACUUAGGUCCGAAGCAAAACUUUUGGGUUUCUACAGUAAGAUAUUUCUGAGAUAUGACUUCGCCAAAAAAAAAUUUAAAAAAAAAAAAUGUUGAGCAUAGUCUCCCAUUGUGAUCUUGAGGCGUCAACAUUGAGAAAUAGGAAAGAUUAUUUCAGGAUAAUUCCUUAUUAUCCUUUUAGUCAGAGGUAGCUACGUAAGGAAUUUUACUAGUCGCCCGAGCAGUAUAAAGACAAGGGUGUAGCAACUCAGAAAUCUCAGCACAAAACCAAUAGCCUUUUCACAAGUUUCAAAAGAUAUAACAUCGUCUCAGGCUUCUCAUCAUAACUCUUCCACCAAAUCAAAACAAAAGAAGAAACCCAAUAUUGUUUAAGUCUUUAUAUAUGGAAGUAAUUCAGCACUUAGUAGAAGGAAAGCCAGUGGUGAUAUGCAGCAGGACUUCAUGUUGUAUGUCCCACUCAAUGAAACAGCUUAUCAGCAACUAUGGAGCAAAUGGAACAGUUUAUGAGCUCGAUGAAACUCCACAGGGACAUGAAGUUGAUACUGCAUUGCAAAAACUUGGGCAAGUACCUCGUGUGCCUGCGGUCUUUAUCGGGCAGAAGUAUGUUGGUGGAGCUAAAGAAGUCAUCAGCCUUCAAGUUCAAGGAAGACUGGUGCCAAUGCUAAUGGAAGCCAAGGCCAUUUGGGUUUGA